AUGGCCACUCUCGAGGAACCUCAAGCAAGGUUGGGUCCUGGAGAAACAGGAAAGAUAUGUGUUCGGGGUCUUCCAGUGUUCCCUGGCUAUCUAACCAAAGCAGGACUUGAUAGGGAAGGUUUCAAUAACGCCGGAUGGUUUGACACAGGAGAUAUGGGUUACCUUGAUCAUAAUGGUUGUUUAUUCAUCACCGGAAGAAGCAAAGAGGUGAUCAACCGAGGAGGAGAGAUUAUUUCUCCUUCUGAAGUGGAAGAAGCCAUCCUCACUGCUGCCAAAGACCGUGACACUUCGAUUUACGGGAAAGUAACCAGUGUGUUGGCAUUCUCCGUUCCCCACAAGAGUCUUCAAGAGGUUGUUGGUGCUGUCAUAAUUUCCACGCCAGGAGAACCUCGGGUUGACUUAAGGCAGCUUCACCAUGCCCUUCGCCAACGCCUUGACCAACCCAAAUGGCCAGUUUUUCUCGUUUAUAAGGAUCACCUACCAAUGAGUCACACAAAGGCUUUGAGGUCAAACCUGAGCCAUCGACUGCACUUGAAAUCUCUUUCCGAUAACACUCCAAUCGCCGAUCGUCACUACGAGGCAACAGCACCGGCAGUAGGUGUUGCCAUAACUACCGCAAUUGAAAAUCGUCAAUGCAACAUCGAUCCUGAAAUCCUCCGAACAUAUAUCACGCAGUAUAGUGGCUCGUCCCAAGUCUUCAUCAGGAAGAGGUUUACGGAUGGGCUACUUCAAGCCUUCAUUUUUGACGUCAGCACCAACAUGCCCACUGUGGAAGGCAUUUUAUCUCAUCUCUGUGCAAAUUUGCCUGGGUAUCUUGUUCCAACUAGCAUCAAAUUGCUCAAUGGUCCCAUUCCAAUUGACGCAACGGGAUCGGUCAACGAGGAGGCUAUCAAUGAAGCAAUAAUGAAGCCAGGUGCUGAUGAAGCUAAAGAUUCUAUUUACAUUCGAGUAUGUGAUAUUUUUGCACGCACCCUUAGCCUCUCCUUGGACGAAAUGGACAAGUCAACAGAUUUCUUCCUGGCUGGAGGUGAUAGUUUGCAGUCUGGGCGAAUGGCUUUCGAGCUACGGAAAGAAUUCGGUAUUCGCUUGCCAAGUGACGUUCUUUUCAUUAACAGUACCGUCGAAGCCAUGGUAGCUAUCGUGGAGAAAGCUAUCAUCACCCAGAAUACCACCAAGUCACAGCCUUCUCAACCUCCUUUGCCGAGCUGCAACGAGACAUACAGCUCAACCAACCCAAUCGUCCUCCUUGCUCAAUUACUCCCCAUUACCGUGUUCUAUCCAGUCAAGGUUGCCUUUCAUUGGACUUUGUUUGUGCAUCUGCUCGGGGAGGCCUCCGGGCACGUUCAUACUCGCCCAAAUGUGGUGACUAGAACUGCCAUGAUGACUUUGGCUUGGGCAUUUGCUCAUUUGGCAACAAACUUUGUCUUCCCACUGCUGGGCAUUUUCUUCAAAUUGACAGUCAUUGGCCGGUACCGUGAAGGAACAUACCCUAUGUGGGGACCCUAUCAUACCCGAUGGUGGUUAGUGCAAAAGGCAUUGUCAAUCUGGGGGAUGGGAGUUUUUGAUAAGGCUUCCUGGUCCAAACGUCUAUAUCUUCAGUGUAUGGGAAUGAAAAUAGGGCAGAACGUUUCUAUCCACCCGGGAGCCCAGCUGGGAGAGUAUGAUCUGUUGGAGAUUGGCGACAAUGUCGUCCUCGACAACUGCGUUUGUCGGGCUUUUGCUGUUGCACAUAACACAUCGAUUUAUCUCGGCCGCAUCCAAAUUGAAAGAGACUGCUCGGUGGGCCUCCGAUCCAUUGUUGCCCCUGGCGCUCAUCUUCCUCCGCGGACUUAUAUAGGUCCCCGUUCAUCUAGCUGGGCAAAGGCGGAUGCAACUGAGGAGAAUGAUAGGCUGAUGUCGACUAGAAGUCCUCAUCCCCACUGGAUCUGGAACUUCUUGAUUGUGAAGCCACUUGGAACGCUGUGCACCCUUUCGAUGCAUCUCCCGUGGAUUGCAGGCCUUGUGCCUCUUGCCAACAGGCUAACUAUGCUCAAAUCCGGGAACAAGGUGCUGAACGCUACUUCAUGGCUCAUUGAACCAUCUCACAUGACUCUGUUUUUACGUGCUCAGGUAUAUGCCACGAUUGUGGGACCUAUUGUCAAAUUCAUGUUUAUUCUCGGCAUCAAAAAGACGUUGGACCUGCUAUGUGGGCGUUCCGUACCAGGACCAGUCGAAAUUCAGUCGCGAGGUCAAAUUCUCCGCACCGCAGUACUCUCCCAGAUCUUGCCUGAUGGUCACCUGCUUUGGUUUACGGAGUUGCUAGGCGUGCAUUACGAGUUAGUCUCUAUUGCGUUGCGUGCUCUGGGCGCCCGCAUCGGCAAGCGGGUGUACUGGCCUGCUCUGGGUCCUUUUACCCAAGACUACGAUCUCGUUGAGAUUGGAGACGACGUCCUCUGGGGUGCACAGUCACAUCUGAAUACCUCGGAUGGGUAUGGAAAGGAUAAAGUGGUUAUCCAGGAUGGAGCGAUGGUAGCAGAUCGUGCGAUCAUUUCGCCUGGCGUGAGCGUCGGAGAGCGGGUUCAGGUUGGAUCCGGGGCAUUGCUCAAACGCGACAAACACUAUUCAGCAGAUAGUGUGCUGAUUGGGAGUCGCCAGGGAGAGGCGGUUCAGUUCCCUAGUCCUGUUGUCAAAAAGAAAGAUGCGGACGGUGUUUCGGAAAUUUUAUCCACGCCUUUUGGUCGGGCCUUCUAUCUGGGCCUAGCAAACUACCGCGUGUGGACAGAGUCGGAGAUUGUUUGCUAUACCAUUGCAAUCAUGGCAGUCGUGAGUGUGUACUGGUCUACAGGACCGGUUAUCAGCCUGUCCAUCCUCCUUCGCAUCAUCCCGGCCAUUCGGGAGCACUUCUUUGACGCUAGUACCACUGCUGGCUGGCAGUUUGUGAUAUUUUCCAGCACUCUGGCGGGCUUGAUGAGCCUGGUUGGUGGUUUGCAGUCAUUUGUCGCCUUGGUCGUCGUCAUCUCUUCCAAAUGGAUGCUACUUGGCCAACGCCAGCCAGGCCCUCAUCCCUGGGACAAAGAUUCCUUCUUCCAACUCCAACAACUCCAGUUGGCCAUCUAA
This is a messenger RNA of Penicillium canescens, 3096 nucleotides long. RefSeq lists its product as uncharacterized. Lineage: Eukaryota; Fungi; Ascomycota; Eurotiomycetes; Eurotiales; Aspergillaceae. The coding region runs from base 1 to 3096 and encodes 1031 amino acids. Gene Ontology annotation, biological process: fatty acid metabolic process. The transcript has 2 exons. Gene Ontology annotation, molecular function: medium-chain fatty acid-CoA ligase activity. The record is from RefSeq and is a predicted model, not a curated record.